Molecule: messenger RNA, 2241 nt
Organism: Zychaea mexicana
Lineage: Eukaryota; Fungi; Mucoromycota; Mucoromycetes; Mucorales; Lichtheimiaceae
Exons: 2
Coding region: 174-2204 (676 amino acids)
Molecular function (GO): protein binding
Source: RefSeq, a predicted model, not a curated record
CUUACUCUGUUAUUGUUUGCGUAUAUGCAAGACGAAAAAGGAAAAUGGCUAGUCUUUAUAGCUGUAACAAACGCCCUAUUAUCUGCGCCAUUUUUCCAGCAAAGUCUGCAAAUGCAUACGCGUACAUGACUUCUUUUCAGGUCAAUUGAAGAAAAUAACAUUUCACAGCAGCGAUGAAUACAUCGUCACCUCCGCUUCCCUUUUUCGAUGCUGGCCUUUUUAAGCAGUUUAUUCAGCAAUGUAAUACAUCCAUUCAAAUUCAAGACUACCAGCAAGCUGUCCAUGAUACCACAGUUGCCAUCGACCAAAUCUUCCAGUCACAAUUACUUGCUCUUCUCGCCAUUCGCGCAAAAGCGCAAUUUUUGCAAUGUCAACACCAAGCAGCUAGCGACGAUGCCCUGAAAAUAACUCGAAUCGCACCAGAGCUAGCAACCGGAUAUCUUCAGCAAGCCCGCAUUUUCUCCGCGUUCGGUUACCAAAAACGAGCUAUUGAGGCAUACGAUCAGGGAUUACAGAACGUCGGGCCCGACCAAUCAGACGGACACCAGAAGCUUGAAGCUGAGAAGGCCGAAGCAAUUGCAAUCCAAAGGAAAGGCGUCGACUUUAUCAGAAGGCUUCCAUCUGAUUGCGCGUACGAUAUUAUUUCGCUGCUACCCUUGGACACAAAAAUGACAUGUUUACUAGUCUCCGACACAUGGCGCCAAAUUACGCUGGAAUGCAAUACGCACACAUGGAAACACUUCACGGCCCACAGCAACGACAGUCAGCUCGCCACUGCAUCAUCCCAUUUCGGCUAUCAGACCGAGCAUCUGAUUAUCGAUAUCAGCGAUACCCAAGCUUUUGCUGCCUACUUGAAUUGUUUAAGGGAUGGUCAUUUUGAAAGACUUCAUUAUCUUAAAGUAACCUCUAACGCAGCUGAUGCUAUACGACAAAAUAUCUCUUUCCUACCGAGAGCAUUUUACGGAGCAAGAAACACGCUAACAUGCCUCGAUCUUGACAUGGGUAGCAAUAAAAAUCCAGUAACAGUGGUGGAAAUCCUUUCAGCAUGCAGCAGUGUAGUUAGUUUAACGUAUACGACGUUAUCUUACACGACUUUCAAGCUUGCGAAGUACAUAUCAAGUCUGAAUAGCGAUCAUCUCCUUAGAAAUUUGGUUAUAAAGUCACCUAAACUGGAUGGCGAUGAUAUUCAGUACAUACUGCGCCGUUGCCAGCGAAUACAACGCCUUGUGCUACACGGGUGUGUACCGUCGAUUCUCGAUACAGUCGUCAAACAAGCGCCAAACUUGCAGAUUUUUGGCUACAAUCCCGGAAAACCAACACGAAACUUGCGCGACAUCGUCAGAUUCACCAACGACAAGCAGCCAGGUUUACGAGUGCUGCAAAUGGAUAAUAGAGAUAUAAAUAUGAGAGCACCAAUCUCAAGCAUUAUACCAAUCUUAUACAAGCAUCGUGCCACUUUGACAGAUCUUAGUCUCAAUGUUGCUCCAAAUCCAACAGUCAACAUUUACGGCGAAGCCGAGGAGCUCCGUACGACUUAUCCAGACUUGAGCUUCCCAAAUCUGACGACGGUCACGACGUGGUUGCUCUCUUAUGCCCAGGACUCAAUACUCGAAAUACUUCGUUAUGUACCAAAGCUUACAGUGCUGUCCGCAGUAAACAUACAUGACCUUGAAGGAUUUACUCGAAAUAUUGACAAUUUCCCUUCGCUUGUCCAGCUUCGCUUGAGCCAUAUUCGUACAGAAACAACACGUUCCGAUCUUCUUCUUGUCCUAUUCCAGCAAUUAGCAGAACGCUCCGCGACUGGACAGAAACCAUCACUGGAACAUAUCAGAUUGUUCCAGAUUGCCGACUUGGACGACGAUGUGUUUUACAUGUUAGCAGAAAUAAGAACUCUUUGCAGCUUUGAGCUACGAUGCAAGGGUAUGACCACCUACGGUAUCCGGCAUUUUAUCAGUAAAUUGGGCAACCAGCUCAGGCAUGCAAGGCUGGUUGACACGGACACGGUUACUGACGACGUCUUGGCCGAGCUCUGUGGCUCAAAAAAUUUGGAGUGGGUUUCCCUCGAAAAGCUAAACAAGGUGUCCGCAGAGGGAGUUAAUCAUCUUCUUGCAAAUAUGAAAAGUGCAAAGUUCACCACGGUGAAGGUGAAAAAUUGUCCAAAGAUCAGUGAUGUUGAUCGUGACUAUACAAAGCAAAGUUAUUAGCACAAAGAAAAAUUAAACAUUUACAAACCUGCUUGAC